GAUCUAUUUUUAAAAGAAUUACUAUAAUUAUUAGCAAAACUGAGGUAUGCGAUCUCACACUCAACAGCACUUUUUUUUUUUUUUGCUUAAUAGGAAAAUUAUUUUAGUAGUUCCAUUUUGUUAUAUUUAGUAACCCAAUUACUGCUCUUUUUAACGUUAUAAUUUUUAUGCCAUAAAACUUUUUUUUUAGGGUAUUCAGAUAGUUUCAGACAGGUUUUGAGUUGAUCUUAUAGGCUUGGAGAACCUUUAGAGCUGCCUGCUCUUACCACAGAUAGAUAUAAUGUGGCUAUCUGACAUUAUUAUUUUUGCACCCUUAUGAUGUUUGCUAUUUAUUUCUUGUAUGCAUAGAAUUGAUUGUGGGACCAGGGGGCAUACGCAUUACUCAACUAUGUGCUCAUAGCUAAGUCCCUUUUUGCCUGUACGAUUCCCACAUCUUUGAGCCAACUGUGUACCAUAAAAGAGAUCCAGAUUUUUUUUUUUUAACUGUCCAUUUUUCUCCCUUUUCGAUAAUUGAGUGUUUUUUCAGUCUGGUAUUUUCAAGUCAGUGAUAGUUUUUGUCAGUUAUUUCACUUUAUUGUUUGACAGCUUGCUUUGUCGUCGUCUGCCUAUCUUCGCUGAUAGUUGAUAGUUCAGACGCUUUUCGGCAUUUUGUCAUUUUCAGGGUCAGAAAUCAUUCAAAUAAUGUGUCUGAACUAACAAAAAUCAGCAAGGAUAGGCAGACAGGAUGAUAUGUAAUUAUCAAACAAAAGGUUUACCACCCCACCCAGCAGACCACAGCAGAAAAUUUCACAAUAUUUCAACUUAGUUGAAAAUUUGGGUAUGACAAAGAUGUUUUUGCCUACUUGCACUAUUAGCAUUUGGUGAAGUUGUGCAGUAAUCUCACUUGUAGCCAUUUAAUGAUUUUUAAUACGACGACAUAUUCCAUUUUACCAGCCUAGGAAAUCAAAUGCAUACAUGCAACAAUGACUGUAAAAGUGUUGGAAUGAAAAUCAGCAAGUGUCCUAAAUGUGUGUUAAAAACAAGAUCAGGUUGUUUCAUAAUCAGAUCAAUACCAAAGAAAAGUUUGAAAAGAAUCAUAUUGUCUAACAAAUGUUUUGAUAUUUACUUUAAUUCAAAAUUGCCUUUAGCCAUGGUUUAGUUUUAAAAGUUGAGUUGGCCCAUUUUGUUCAUUGGGAGUUAUGAGUCCAGUUGUUGGACUUAAAAUGGUUCGUAUAACUUUUAGGCUCUUGCCAUGAUACAAAACACAACUUUUCUGAACAAUGGCAAACACAAUCUCUAAGGUUGAAAAUUUUGCAAACUACUUUCAAGAAAUAGCCAUGAAUACAAAGAGGACAGAGCUGUUAGAAGUCAAUGUUUCAGACGAGAGCUUAAUGGAAAUUUUCUUGAACUCGGAUCCUUCAUUUGCAUUUGUAGCCAUUGUGGUUAUUAUUGUGAGUGCGCUGAGUGUGUUGAUCUUACUCUUCGACUUUUACACUCCGAUCCCUGAUGGUCCACGAAGAAAGUCGCAAUUUUUCGUUUUAUUUGAGUUCAACAUCAGGAAAAUAUUUCUGGCACAGACACCAGACACACUGAGCACAUUGUGUUGUGGAGUAAAAACAAUACUCGGUAACCAAUGUGAGCGACCUUGCGUCUUUGUUUUCUUGGCCACAUCAGAAUCACACUGCACAGCAUUGGCCUUGGCAAAAAAACUGGCUCAAACUAUAAUUGUGAGUUUCAACAAUGAACUAUCAGUUGAAAAAGUGCACAAAGUUGUGAUGAAAGGCUCAAAAUACACAUCUUUUGAAAACUACUGGGAUUUUCAUCGAGGCCUAAGCAAACGCAUGGAAACAACAAAAGUAGCUAUUGUUACCGAAUUUCAAACCAUUCAUCCACAUGUUGCAACUGUUUUAACCACUCUUGCAGACGAUGCUUUCUCUCCAUUUCCUCAGGUAAACUUUUUACAAUGCACAAUUUCUGCACCUUGUCUUGGCAACAACAGGUAUUGACUUUUUAAUCUUUGCAUUGCAGUCUGUCAUCAUUCUGUUGCUUAGCAUAGAAAACUUCUUCAGUGGGAGGGACUUAAUUAGGAAAACCCCUGUCUCUCUAGCAGAAACAUACCUCGAACAUAUAAUGAGUGCUUUUCUUGAUUCUUCUACAAUGAAGGAGCUACAGAGGUGCACUUGUGGAAGAGCUGUGCUUAUCAACAGAGAAAAAGUUAUUGAGGUGGCCUAAAUUGUUAAAAUUUUGGUUAAACAAAUUGGAAAAACACAUGACUCAAAAUCAAAUGAAACAACAAAAUAUCUAGAAAAUAAUGCUUUCUCACAUGGAAAAUUACAAAAUAAUACAUGAAAUAAUAUCA
Messenger RNA from Cimex lectularius (bed bug), 2338 nucleotides. RefSeq lists its product as uncharacterized. Lineage: Eukaryota; Metazoa; Arthropoda; Insecta; Hemiptera; Cimicidae. Bases 1260 to 1985 code for a protein of 241 amino acids. The transcript is spliced from 6 exons. The record is from RefSeq and is a predicted model, not a curated record.